AUGGAUGAAUGUCAACGAAAAUUGACAGAACAGUCGGCAUUAUGGCUUAAUAAAGAGUUAUCAUUGGAUCAACUUGAUCAGGGUCUUAGAAAAUUUGUGCAUUAUCAACGAAACUAUUUACUAGGAAGAAACACGAAACAGUUGCAGAAAUUCAAAGAUGAUAUGCAUGAAAAGGUGUUAUUGGGAACUCUGUCUUCAUGUAGUCUUACAAGUGAACAGAGUGAAUCUAUUAAUGGAUUAAUGGCAAUACGAAAACAACAAGGAAGUGUAUGGGAAGAACUUCUCAUGCUAGAAAUGCGUGUUUUGUGUAAAUUUUUGCCAGAAAAUUUUGACCACUUAGAAGAUUAUAUUGCUCCUAUCAGUUAUUCACCGUUGAACAAUAACCCAAAAUCAAUUCAAAUCCGAAAUCAACACUAUAAAAUUAUACAAGAAGCGAAACGUGAAUGGUUAAAUUGUUUUCUAAAUGCCUAUGAUGCUAAAUUCAAAGAGUCUGAUCAACAAUAUCGAAAUGAAAUUGGGAAAUUAGAAACUCAAUUACUAAACAAUAGAAUUGCCGAUGGCUCAUCUGUUGUCAAGAAAAUUCAUGAUUACAUGGCCUACCAAACAGAUAAAUUAAAACAAAAUAUUCACAAUAAAAUAUUAUCUUUUCGAGGAAUAUUACUUCAAAAUCAUCAACGUAUCUCCCCUAAAAUAAAAAAUAUGAUUGGUGUUUCUCCUGAACCAUACCUUGAUUUAACUUUUAAACCGUUCAAUAAACGUCAAUGGUUUUAUCUCUCACUUGGGCCAUCUUAUAUACGUUUAAAUCAAAGUGCCAUUCGUCCAAGAGAUCAACAAGAGAGCACAGUCACAAAAGAACAUAAAAAUAUUUAUGAUAAAAUUGCACAGCGACUUAGCUCACACCCAUACAAUAUACCGUCAAAAUCAUUGAUUCUCAAACAAUAUUCUAAUCAUCUUCUUGAAUAUCUUAAUAAUUCUUAUUUUACUCCGCUAUCGUAUAAAGAUCAACUUCGAGCGAUAGAACAAGCAAAAACAACUGCAUACAUUCGAAAAAUACUUAAAAAGCACAAUCUUAUACUUCGCAUAACUGAUAAGGGUCAUAAUUUUUAUAUUGGUUCAGAAACUGAAUUUGAAAAAAAAGCACAAAAAUUUUUCGAAGAUACCAAUGCCUUCAUGGAAUUAUCAGUCAAUCCAUUGAAAGAAAUUCAAGAUAAAGUCAUUCAAUCACUCAAUCGACUACGUGAGAAGAAACUUAUAUUGGUAUGGCAGUACAAUAAAAUGAUGCCUGAUCGAACAAAAUCGGAAUUAGCUCAUCUGUAUUUCAAUCCUAAAACACAUAAAGAGGAUAUACCCGUCCGACCGAUUGAAAAUACAAUUCAUGCUCCAACAACAAAUAUUUCAAAAUUUUUAAGUGAAAUUAUAUCACCUAUAUUUGACAGCAAAUGUGGAUCCACAACGGUUAUUGAUGGCGUUUCUUUGAUCAAAGAGCUUAACAAAUACAUACGAAAAUAUCUCUUUAAACCAUCGACGCUAUUUUGUACACUGGACAUUCGUAAUUUAUAUACUAUGUUACCUCAAGAAGAAGCAUUAAAUAUCCUUGUUGAAUUUCUUCGUGUACGCGGAUAUGAGAAAGUCAAAGGAAUACCUCUUGAUACAAUACGCUAAUUAGCUUCGUUAGUAUUACAGGAAAAUGUUUUUGUCUAUAAUAAAAAAAUCUAUAAGCAAGUCCUCGGUGGUGCUAUGGGCUCAUCAUUUACAUUAACGUUAGCCAAUAUCUUUAUGUGGAAAUGGUAAAAAGAAUUUGUUCGUCGACAAGACAUGACUGGUGAAUUUUAUGGC
This is a messenger RNA of Rotaria sordida, 1836 nucleotides long. Lineage: Eukaryota; Metazoa; Rotifera; Eurotatoria; Philodinida; Philodinidae. The record is from the annotation of a GenBank genome assembly.